CUAUACAUUAAAAUAACAAAAUACAUUUACUAACAUAAUCGGAUGGUGUGAGAUAUCAAAGAUGGCAGUUAAAUUGGAAGGUCCAUUAACAAAAUGGACUAAUGUGGUACAAGGAUGGCAAUACCGCUGGUUUGUUUUAGAUGAUAACGCUGGUUUAUUAUCUUAUUACACAUCAAAAGAGAAAAUGGUACGGGGAGCUCGGAGAGGAUGCCUUCGACUAAAGGGUGCUCAAACUGGAAUAAGUGAUGAAGAUGAUAGUACAUUUACUUUAACAUGUGAUCACCGAACAUUUCAUUUUCAAGCACAUGAUAAAGAUGAAAGAAUCAAAUGGGUGCAAAGUUUGGAGGCAACUAUUAAAAAACUUGCUAACUCUCAAAGUGUAGGAAAUACCAAUGAUGCAUCCAUUGAAGAAGAAUUAAAUGGGAAAUUGCUUGAAGCAGAAGCUUAUUUUCGUAUUUUAACACAGCAAAUUAAGAAACUUGAACUACAAAUUGAUCAUUCUGUGAACGCAAAGUGUGAGAGAAAUUUACUUUUCAAAGAUUCUUUAACUCAAAUGAUUGAAACCAUUGGUCAAGCAAUUGAACUUUUACGUGCAGCUAAGAUAUCUUUGGUUCGUAAAGUCCCAAUACCUGUAAUUGUUGGUUCUGUUGUAAAUGAUUCUGAUAUAAAAAGUAAAUUAAAGAAAACAAAUUCUCUUAUUGAAACCACUUCUGAAUUGUCAUCUAUUUCACAACAAUUCGAAAAGGAUAUUGAAGUGGGUUGUGAGUUAACGGAGAUUGGGAAUGAGUAUAUAAACAUCCCUUCAGCAGAGUUUUUGACUCCAACAAUCCCUAUUGAUACAUACACACUAAGUAGUGAUGAAGAAGGAUGUGAUGAGUUUUUUGAUGCUGCAGAUGAAUUUAGCAACAUAAGUACAUUUGAAAAUAAUCUUUUAAAUAAUGUUAGUGAUUUGGUGAAAAGCUCUGCAGCUAAGCAACUUGUUUCUUCUGCAAUUGAAAACAAUAGGGUUAAAGAAAAAAAAACAAUGGAUGAAGAGGAUUAUUUUUGUCAAGAUGAUGAAUUUGAAGAAGAUAAAGACUCUGAUGUAGAUGAAAAAGAUGAAGAUAUGCAAUCUCAUGGUUCGGUUAUCACUCAUUUAUUAUCUCAAGUUAAAAUUGGAAUGGACCUGACUAAGGUCACUCUUCCUACCUUUAUACUUGAGCGCAGAUCUUUACUAGAGAUGUAUGCUGAUUUUUUCGCACAUCCAGAUUUAUUCAAACAAAUUCCUGAUAUCAAAGACCCAGGUGAUCGAAUGAUUCAAGUUUUAAAAUGGUAUCUCUCCUCAUUUCAUGCUGGGCGAAAGGGUUCUGUUGCAAAGAAGCCUUAUAACCCAAUUUUAGGUGAAAUUUUCCAGUGUUUUUAUAAAUGCAGAGAAAAUAAUGUUGCACAAAGUCAGGAUAACUUGGCUUCAAGUGGUCCCAUACCCUGGGCAACAAAAGAUGACGUUACUUUUCUAGCAGAACAAGUAUCUCAUCAUCCUCCAAUUUCAGCGUUUUAUGCUGAAUGUGAGAGCAAAAGGAUUUGCUUUAAUUCCCAAAUUUGGACAAAAUCAAAAUUCCUUGGUCUAUCUAUCGGAGUUCAUAUGAUGGGAAGUGGAAGUGUUUUUGUGAGUGAUCAUGAUGAAGAAUAUAUAAUGACAUUCCCAAAUGCAUAUGGCAGAUCAAUAUUAACUGUACCCUGGGUGGAGCUUGGUGGUCGUACUGAGAUCACAUGUGCAAAAUCUGGGUAUUCUUCACAGAUAGAACUACAUACUAAGCCAUUUUAUGGUGGAAAGCGAAAUAGAAUUACUGCUGAAGUUUUCGCACCAAAUCAAAAAAAACCAAUUCUAUCUGUUAGCGGCGAAUGGAAUGGAAUCAUGUAUGCAAAGUUUGCCGAUGAUAAGGAAGCUACUCCAUUUGUUGAUACUCUUAAAAUGCCUGUUACUAAAAAGAUUGUGAAAAAAAUAGACAAACAAGAAGAAUUUGAAUCAAGAAGGAUGUGGUGUGAUGUCACAAAAUGUUUAAAAAUCAAUGACAUUGACAAUGCAACAAACAAUAAACUAAAGCUUGAAGAAAAACAGAGAAUGGAUGCUCGUGUUCGAAAAGAGACAGAUUCUAAAUGGAUCACAAGGGUAUUUGAUGAAUGGGAAGAAGGAGAAGAGCGAAAAUGGUUUUACAAAUGGCCUUUAUAUAAAAGACAAGGUUUACCAAAGCCUGGCUGCACAUGAUUGUUUCAGAUAUGGUUAGAAAAACUGUAUUGGAUUUAUUAAUCGAUUUUACAGCUAUAGUUGUCACUUUGAAAUAUAUAGCCUAAAUUUAAAAAAUUGCAUAAAAUUUGUAAAACAAAUAGUUUUUAAUAUUGAAAUAAUUUUGUCAUAAAAUUAUGUAGAAUAUUGUUAUCCGAAGUUAAAUCUCAAAUUUUUGUAAAUUUUACAUAUGCUAUCGAGUUUACAAAAAUUUGACAAAAAAAAAACAAACUAAUAUCUUAUAAUUUGCUAUAUAUAAAUUAUUGGAUUGUAUUGUUAGCAGUUGUAAAGUUAACCAGUCAAGUUUUAUAUAUAUCGAUUUAUUUACAA
Hydra vulgaris (swiftwater hydra) is the source of this 2593-nucleotide messenger RNA. RefSeq names its product oxysterol-binding protein-related protein 9. The record is from RefSeq and is a predicted model, not a curated record. Lineage: Eukaryota; Metazoa; Cnidaria; Hydrozoa; Anthoathecata; Hydridae. Gene Ontology annotation, cellular component: intracellular membrane-bounded organelle; cytosol; membrane. Gene Ontology annotation, molecular function: sterol binding.